Messenger RNA from Xylona heveae TC161, 2054 nucleotides. Its product is annotated as rhomboid-domain-containing protein. Gene Ontology annotation, molecular function: serine-type endopeptidase activity. Bases 251 to 1813 code for a protein of 520 amino acids. Gene Ontology annotation, biological process: proteolysis. The transcript is spliced from 4 exons. NCBI's taxonomy places the organism in Eukaryota, Fungi, Ascomycota, Xylonomycetes, Xylonales, Xylonaceae. The record is from RefSeq and is a predicted model, not a curated record. Gene Ontology annotation, cellular component: membrane.
CUCAACUCCUAACCAUACAAAGCUCAGGGUCUGGCCAAAUUGCUCUUGAGGCCGUUUUACCAUCCUGAAUCCCAAAUUGACCAAUUUUCUAGUGAGAAGGCACAGGCUUUCGGCCCUGGAAAUUUUAUAAUGUCCACUCGCUAUUAAUUCCACUCUUUUGCGAUCUGGUAUUCGUCGAUCCAACAGUAUCCCGACUCUAUUCACAUCUGGAGCGGGAUCGUUCCUCAAGGAAUUCUGAAACACCAUAACCAUGGCCGCCAACGAUUACUACAACUCCUCGCCAUAUACGAACAAACCUGCUCAAUCGCCGAACCUUCAUGGCCCGCUUCCCCCGCUACCGUUUAAUUCGUCACCAUCUUUGCCGAAUGUAGACCCCCACGGCUAUUCAAUGUCAGGCGCAACAACACCGCCUGAUCAUUCUGCAUAUUCAUACUAUACUCCUCCAGCACACCAUAGCCAGCAAAGCCUGGGAUCGGACACCACGUACUAUGGUCCGGUCAGUGGAAGGAUACCAAACCAAAGUGGAGACUCCGAUGAGAUACCGUUACGACCGCAUCCACAGCAAACAGAUGCAGAAGCGUGGGCAGCGCAGAAUGCCGGACCACCUCCGGCGCAGCCAUUACCAAAGCGGCGGGGAAGGAAAAAGGAUAAACCACGAUCAUUUUUCAAACGACCGUGGGUAGUGUACUGCUUGACCAUUGUUCAAGUGGCCGUGUUCAUUGCCGAACUCGUAAAGAAUGGUAAACUGACCGGUUCGCCCAUCAUGAUCCAUCCUACUUUCAACCCAAUGAUUGGCCCCUCAACCUAUGUCUUGAUAAACAUGGGUGCGCGUUUCGUACCCUGCAUGAAGGCUCUCGAUGGAGUUCAAAAUGCAAAGACUCCUAUCAAUUGGCCUUGCCCAAACUGUACGACUUCGGAUGCUACCAGCCCGACGAUGCAGUGUUCGCUCUCCGAGCUUUGCGGUUUUUCAGGAGUUCCGAAUCCCAAGCCUAAUGGUUCGCUCAGUGAUCAACCUCAACCUGACCAAUGGUUCCGUUUCAUUGUACCCAUCUUUUUGCAUGCAGGAUUUAUUCAUAUUGGAUUCAACAUGCUGCUUCAAUGGUUGUUGGGCUCGGAGAUGGAAUUAUCGAUUGGUUCAUUACGAUUUGCUCUAGUAUACUUUAGCAGUGGUAUUUUUGGAUUUGUCCUCGGAGGAAACUAUGCUGCGACCGGUAUCGCUUCUACCGGUGCAUCUGGCUGCCUCUUCGGCAUCCUUGCUCUAAACAUUCUCGAGCUUCUUUACACCUGGAAAACGCGUCGCUCACCAGGUGUGGAGCUCAUUUGGAUUCUUGUCGAGGUGGUCAUUUCAUUCGUUCUUGGCCUGCUGCCUGGACUGGACAACUUUUCCCAUAUUGGCGGAUUCCUUAUGGGACUUGUACUGGGCAUCUGCCUUUUGCGCUCUCCGGACUCUCUGCGCCAGAGGACAGGGCAAGGAGAUCCGCCAUACGCACCUGUUGUGCCACAUAGGGAUGCCGGACAGCCCUCCUUCGCUGCCAAGCUCAAGUCCGUUCCGGGGUUCUUCAAGCAUCGCAAGCCUUUAUGGUGGGCAUGGUGGCUCAUUAGGGCUGCCGCUUUGAUCGGUGUCCUUAUUGGGUUUAUCGCGCUGAUCAAUAGCUUCUACACGGGAAGUAAUACCUGCAAAUGGUGCAAGUACCUAAGCUGCUUGCCCGUAAAAGGCUGGUGCGACAUAGGAAACCUUCAUCUCGGAAACUCUACCUCAAGCAACAAUAACAAGCGGGAUCUCUUUGGUUUUGACGACGCCAUCUUCCUCUAAUCCUCUCGCGAAUACCCCAAGAUCGUGCAUCAGAUGGACGUUAGUUAGAGCUCUGACUUUAUUUCCUUCAUUCGAGGCAUUCGCAUGAGUGUGCAGCCCUCUUUCAGCUUUAUUCACAAUUGCCCAAUAGCAUCACCGGCGUUUACAGAAGGGGGCCAACUGUUUUUUUUUUUUUUUAUCUCAUUUCGCACUGCAAUGCAUUUGGCGUUGGAACUUGAUAGAUGUUUUUCUUUGAUGGGCA